This is a messenger RNA of Phaeodactylum tricornutum CCAP 1055/1, 816 nucleotides long. RefSeq lists its product with no specific name. The record is from RefSeq and is a predicted model, not a curated record. The transcript has a single exon. The coding region runs from base 1 to 816 and encodes 271 amino acids. Lineage: Eukaryota; Bacillariophyta; Bacillariophyceae; Surirellales; Neidiaceae.
AUGCGUCGUCCGAGGAAGGUCACUCCCGCUGUUCCGGCUCCUGCUGCAGCGACGGACUCACCGGCUGAUGCCACGUCCGCAUCCGAAGAUGAGGAGUUCGGAGGAUUCGACUCCUCCGACGGUGAGGAGCCUUUGGGCACCGCACCGCCAUUGCCGGCAUCUUUGGAUGAUGAAGGUGAUGGCAAAAAGACUGCAAAGCCUUUGGCUCUCAGCAAGAAUAUGUCUGACAAAGUCAGCGUGAUCAAGAAAAGCGUCAUCAACCCAGAGCCUCACUUGUCUAAAGACAGUGACGGUCUCGACCCCAUUCCUUGGCAAGACCGUGUCGAACAAAAGGCCUUGAUGGUUGUCCUCCGUGAUGUCAUCUGUUUUCCAUUGUCAGUUGCAGCUGCAAUAUUAAACAAUGGCAUUAAACCAUCUGAUGAUUUCCGUCUUCUCACAAAGGAGGACAUCAAUGAUCUCUGCAUGCGGCUCAAAGUGGGCUCCAUGCAUACCAAGCAAAUACUUGUCUUCGCAAAAUGGAUGCAUCACACACCCAACUCAGUUGAUGUUGCCAAAGAGUUCACAGCUUCCGUGCUACGCUUUGAGAUGAUGACUAGAGCUGCGGCAUUGUAUGAUAAUGUGACUACAACGGCUGCAAAGGCCGAAAAAUCGGCUACUAGCCUCUUGCCUGAACCGUUUGACGGUUUGCAGAAAAAGUGGCUCACUUUUUGUUAUGGUUUUGAAGCGUGGGCAGGCGCAAGUGGGUCCACUUUUACGUGCAUCACGCAUCAUUUGGAUUGGUAUUUGAAAGCCAACCCAACCUAUUACGUAGUAUAA